CAUCUAAUUAUCGUUAUUACAAAACACGAAGACUAUUAUAAUAAAAAUACAAAGCAUGGUGAAGAAAAAAGAUAGUCAGCCUGUUGCUUCUACAGAAUCACCCGAUCAGACUGAACCUAGCCAAAACAAAUCGAAAAAAUCUAAAGCUAGUAAAUCAAAAAAAUCCAGUAAAUUAGAAUCACUGAAACAAGCUAUUGAUGACGAAGCUGAGGAGGAGACUCAAGAAGUGGAGAAUACGGAUUCUGAACAGAAAAAAACAGGAGCAAGAAAACAAAGAGGUAAGAAGGCUGUCACAACAAAAAAAGUUACUGAACAGUUGGAAGAACUGGAUGUAGGUGAUACUGAACAAAGGUUUGAUUAUGACAGUGAGGAGGAAAAGGAGAAGGAAAAUAACAUAUGUGAAGGAAGUGAAACACAGCAAGAUAAAGGACCAGCAAUGUCACGAAAGGAAAAGAAGAAGGCAGCUAAGCAGGCAAAAUACCUUGCUGAAUCAGCCGAGAUGGAGGGCUCACAAUUUUCACUAUCGCAACAAGAGCAAACAGCUAAAGGUGCAUUACUUGAAAAUGCCACAGAUGUAAAGAUUGAAAAAUUUAGUAUUGCUGCUCGUGGAAAGGAUUUAUUUGUUAACGCAGCACUGACUAUUUCUCAAGGCAGACGCUAUGGUUUGGUUGGACCAAAUGGUAUGGGAAAGACAACAUUAUUGGUUCACAUUGCUAGACGGCAACUUGCGAUACCACCAAAUAUCGAUGUUCUAUUGUGUGAACAAGAUAUACAAGUCGAUGAAACUCCAGCUGUAGAAAUGGUUUUAAAAGCAGACAAAAAGAGAAUAUCCUUACUUCAAGAGGAAAAACAUCUUUUAACAGCAAUUGAUUCCAAAGAUGAAAAAGAAAGUGAUGCAGCAAAUAAAAGAUUAAAAGAGGUGUACGUGGAGCUAGAUGCAAUUGGAGCUGAUAAAGCAGAAGCAAGAGCAAGACGUAUUUUAUCGGGUUUAGGAUUUACAACGGAAAUGCAAACAAGACCAACUAAAAAUUUUUCUGGUGGAUGGAGAAUGAGAGUUUCACUAGCACGAGCAUUGUUUAUGGAACCAACUUUACUUUUACUUGAUGAACCAACCAACCAUUUAGACUUGAAUGCAGUUAUCUGGUUGGACAACUAUCUUCAGCAAUGGAAGAAGACAUUAUUGGUAGUAUCUCACGAUCAACAUUUCUUAGAUAACGUGUGCACAGAUAUUAUUCACCUAGAUCAACAAAAGUUAUUUUACUACAGAGGAAAUUAUUCUUCCUUUAAAAAAAUGUACAAACAGAAACUGCGUGAACACGAGAAAGCGUACGAAAAACAAGAGAAACAAAUCCGAGCAUUGAAAGCAUCUGGAAAAUCUGGAAAACAAGCUGAAGCUCAAGCCAAAGUGACUACGAGUAGAAAGAAAGAAAAGAACAUGUCGAAGCGUGAACAGGAAGAGACAUCAACUCAACAAGCUGAAUUACUACAACGACCAAAAGAAUACAAAGUAAAGUUUACGCUGAAAAAUCCCCCACCACUUAAUCCACCGAUCCUUGGAUUGAAGGAUGCUAAAUUUGGUUAUGAGGGCCAGCCGCUAUUGUUUACCAAAGUCGACUUUGGUUUAGAUAUGAAUUCAAGAGUUGCUAUUGUUGGUCCCAAUGGUGUGGGGAAGAGUACUUUUCUAAAAAUGUUGAUUGGGAAGAUGACACUGCUUGAUGGCGAAUCCAUAAAGAAUCCACGGCUGAGGAUUGGGUUCUAUAAUCAGCAUUCAGCAGAUCAGUUAACAUUAGAAGAAAGUCCUGUUGAAUAUCUACAGCGGUGUUUCAAUAUGGACUAUCAAAACUCUCGAAAAUUACUGGGUCGGUUUGGAUUGGCAGGGCAUGCGCACACGAUUAAAAUCAAAGACCUGUCAGGUGGACAAAAAUCUCGAGUUGCACUGGCAGAUAUGGCUUCUAGAGAACCUGAUAUUAUAAUACUGGACGAACCGACAAAUAAUUUGGAUAUCGAAUCCAUUGAUGCGCUUGCGGAUGCUAUAAACGAAUUCACUGGAGGUGUAGUCAUUGUUAGUCACGAUGCAAGGUUAAUCCUUGAAACGAACUGUCAGUUGUGGGUAGUGGAGGAUAAGUCAAUUGAAGAAAUUGAUGGAGAUUUCGAAGAUUAUCGCAAAGAAUUACUAGAAGCCUUGGGUGAAUCUGUAGCUGCUCAUUCUUCGUAAAUAAAUUGUAUUUAGCUAAAAAA
Hydractinia symbiolongicarpus is the source of this 2238-nucleotide messenger RNA. Its product is annotated as ATP-binding cassette sub-family F member 1-like. The transcript is spliced from 26 exons. The record is from RefSeq and is a predicted model, not a curated record. NCBI's taxonomy places the organism in Eukaryota, Metazoa, Cnidaria, Hydrozoa, Anthoathecata, Hydractiniidae. Gene Ontology annotation, molecular function: ATP binding; ATP hydrolysis activity. The coding region runs from base 56 to 2215 and encodes 719 amino acids.